ACUUUUCAGAAUUUCGGUUUCAUUUCCUUCUAAACUGCCAGCAUUCAGGCCUCUCGCUCUCUCGAUCUACUCCUAUUUACUAUUCCCCUUCCCAUUGUUUUCCUCUUAGGGUUUUAGUGUUACCUUCAAAAGAACUUCUCCCUCUCACCGUGAAAAAAAAAAAACAUGGACAGCUCUGAAAAUUGCGUUUGUUGGCACAGAUAUAGACAUCUACUCAUAACUUCUUUGCUCUUUGUGCUUUUGGUUUCAAGCUCGACCAAAGUGAGAUUCAUGGCUGAAGGAAGAGGCAUUCCAGAGUUAGUUAAGGCUGCUCAAGAAAGGAUAGAAGAGAAGAAAGUAGUAAGGAUGGUGAGAACUCAGAUAGGGUCCAGGCCACCAAGUUGCGAGAGGAGGUGCAGCAACUGUGAGCACUGCGAAGCAGUUCAGGUCCCGAUCGUCCCAAGAGUACUGCAAAAAACACCCAGGACAAACCAUUUCUCUGCUGCUGCUGUUGCGACCCCCACAAUUGCAUACUCCAGAGAUGGGGUCUCUAACUACAAGCCUAUGUGCUGGAAGUGCAAGUGCGGGGACUUCAUCUUCAAUCCUUGAUUGAACUUUUUCACCAUUCUCAAUUUGGUAAAUAAGAUACUAGCAAUUGUAACACUGAUCCGUCUCUUUCUCUGGUCAUCUUUUUAGAGAUUUCCUUUAACCAUCCCUAUAUAUAUACGAUGGGCCGGGAUUGGAUUGUAGAGUGCAUUCGUGGAUUGUUUUUGCACAUUAAGCUGUGUGCCCAGCUCUCUAAUUUCAGCAUAUAUCCACUUUCUGUACAUGCA
This is a messenger RNA of Juglans regia (Persian walnut), 812 nucleotides long. Its product is annotated as EPIDERMAL PATTERNING FACTOR-like protein 2. Lineage: Eukaryota; Viridiplantae; Streptophyta; Magnoliopsida; Fagales; Juglandaceae. The record is from RefSeq and is a predicted model, not a curated record. The coding region runs from base 166 to 588 and encodes 140 amino acids. Gene Ontology annotation, biological process: stomatal complex development; guard cell differentiation. The transcript is spliced from 3 exons.